UGGAAUGAGUAGUCAUCUAAUAACUUGACCUAAAUAACUUGUUUUACACCUGCGAUCUUGCAAAUAAUAUUUGCCGGCUUUAAAUUAUCUUGAUCAUAGUAGCUCGCAAUUUCUCGACGUAAUUCAGGCAGAGGGAAAUCUACUUUGACAUCAACCCAGGUUUGGACUUGCAAACGAAUGGCAUCUGAACUGUGGAAAUCAAUGAAUACCAUACAGCAUCGCAUGCUUUCAGUACUUGUCGAUUCCGCGAAGAAAUCCAACCAAAAUCCACUAGGAUUCAUCAAUUCCCCAGUGAACUCGAAGAGGAGAAAUCGGCCCCCAAUUCCGCUGCCGCACAGAACGAUUCCGGAACCCAAAGGGCAAGACCUUGAUUUCGUGAAUGUGGCUCACAGUCACCUCACCCACUCCGACUGGGCGAACCUCGAAUCAAUAUCAUCCAUGUUGACGCCUUUCAGAGUAAAGCACGUUCUUUUGAAAACCCAAAAGGAUUACGUGCUUUCGCUAGAGUUUUUUAAUUGGGUAGGUCUCAAAGCCCCCAAAUUGCAGACUCUCGAGUCCCGUUCCAUAGUUCUUCACGUCCUUACCAAACACAGGAAGUUCAAAUCGGCGGAAUCGAUCCUAAGAAAGUUCCUGGAAUCAUGCUCUUUAGACGUUGAUCUUCCAGCGAAGCUCUUCGAUUCCCUGAUAUAUUCAUAUAGAAUGUGCGAUUCUUCCCCGCGUGUUUUUGAUUCCCUGUUUAAAACCUAUGCACAUAUGAAGAAGUUUAGGAAUGCCACUGAUGUGUUUUGUAGUAUAAGGGAAUAUGGGUUUCUCCCAACUGUUGAGUCUUGCAAUGCUUAUAUUAGUUCGUUAAUGGGGUUAAAUAGGGCAGAUAUUGCAUUGUCAUUUUACAGGGAAAUGCAAAGGUCUAAGAUCUCCCCCAAUGUGUAUACUCUGAAUAUGGUUAUUGGCGCAUUUUGUAAAUCAGGGAAACUGGAAAAGGCUAUUGAAGUGUUUAAGGGAAUGGAGAACAAAAAUCUGAAACCUAACGUUGUGUCAUUUAACACUUUGAUAUCAGGUCACUGUAAUAGUGGUCUGCUCAGUGCUGCUAUGAAGCUCAAAAACACGAUGGAGAGGAGUGGGAUUAGCCCAAAUGAUGUUACUUUUGGUACACUGAUCCAUGUGUUAUGCAAGGAAGGGAAAAUGAACGAUGCUAAUAAGCUGUUUAAUGAGAUGAAAAGGAUUGGUGUGGCUCCAAGUGUUGUUACGUACAACACAUUAAUCAAUGGGUACAGCCAAGCCGGUAAAAGUGAGAUGGGUAAUCAAGUUUAUGAAGAGAUGUGGAAUAAAGGAAUCAAAGCUGAUAUCUUGACUUAUAAUGCAUUGAUUUUGGGGUUUUGUAGGGAGGGCAAGACCAAGAAAGCUGCAUAUUUGGUGAAAGAACUUGAUAAAGCAGGGUUGGUUCCGAAUUCAUCUACAUUCUCUUCGCUAAUAAUUGGACAGUGUGUAAAGAAGAACUCUGAUCGUGCCUUUCAACUCCUUAAAAGUAUGGUUAGGGCUGGUUGUCACCCAAAUGAGUAUAUUUUGAGUGUUUUGGUUUCCACCUUCAUCAAGAAUGAUGAUUAUGAUGGAGUAAUGCAAGUGCUCAAAGAGAUGCAAAUGAGAUCUUUUACUCUUGACUCGGUUAUCUUGACUGAGAUUCAUGAUGGGCUCUGUAAAUAUGGUAAAGAGGAAGAAGCUAGAAAGGUGUUUCAGGAGAUAGAAGCAAGAGGUCUUAUGCCCAAAGGAUUUGAGUCAUUUGACCAAACUAGAAUGAAUCUUUGGCAUAUGUAAGUCAAGUGCCAUCCAGUCAAUAUUUUCACUUGCAAGGCUCGCCAGUUCAAAUUCAUAACAUGAGCGAUCCUUCUGGAUUUUUUUAUAGUAGUCUUUCAGAUAGCUCCAUGAUUAUUGGGUUUGUAGCAUUGUCUCAUCAUUGCAUUGAUCACUCAACCGUAAUUUGACAUUUAUAGCCACAGACAAAGCGAAGUUGGCUGAACAAUUGCCAACCUUGAAGUUGUCAACAUUGUUAGUUGUUACUAACCAGGAUUCUGGUUUUAUCCACAAGAUAUGUGUAAAAAAUGGCCUCAGGCCUCCAGAUCUCCUUAUAAUCCUAUUGAGGAACCGAUAUAUCUCACUAUCUCCACGUAUUCUGUAUCUGUCCGCCAAUUAUCAUCUUAUGCCAUGUGUGCCUGUCCACACAUCUUGGUUUUAUAUUUUUCCUUAAACCACUAGGGGUCCAUUCCUCAUGGUUAUUUCACUGAACUUCAUAGAUGCUAAUAUUACUUACUACCUCAGUCUCCAAAUAAGGGAAUAAUCUUACCAAGAAGAGGGUUGAGACGGGAGGGUGUUGUGUGUGCAGUGAGGUGACCACUGAAACGGAUCUGCAUUUAUUCCGAGAGUGUACAGUGAGUACAACGGUGUGGGUGAAUAUUGGCAGCAGGUUUGUUCGUCAAUGAGGGACAAUUGGCGAAUGGGUUCAAGGAUAUUUUGAUAACUUGGGUAUGGAAGAUCUUUGCUGUUUUAUAGUUGACUUUGGAACUUGUGCAAAGGAGUGUCAUGGAGGCAGAUUAUAGAGGUGGGGAUUGCAAGUCUAAAUGGAUGGAAAAAAGCGCAGGAGUCGUGGUCGAGGAAGGGGAUUGUGGACAGUGGGGAGGGCUGGUGUAGGCCGAUGUCAGGAUACAUUAAAGUGAACAUGGAUGCGGCCAUGAAUCCUAGAGAAGGUAUAUGUGCUUGGGCAUGGGUGGCUAGAGAGACAAGGAAGGUAAUUUUCUUCGAGGUGGCUGUCAGACUUCGUUUGCAAGUUGGUCAGCUGAAAUAUCAGAAGCCUUGGGUGUCUGGGAGGCAUUGGGCUGGGUAAAAGAACAUGAAUGGGUUGAUGUUAAUUUGGAAUCAACUCUCUAAUUCGAUACUAUUCUGGAGGACAUCAGAUUUUUAUUGCAUGAUGAAUCUAGGAUAAAUACUACACACUGCAAGAGGUCCGCAAAUGGAGUAGCACAUUCAUUGGCUCGAGCUGCUCUAUCUAUGCCGGAUGACAUUGUUUAUUUUGUUUCACCCCCUAAUUGUAUUUUGAGUCAAUUGAUGAACAAUGGCGUUUUUCCUUUCAAAAAAACCAAGGAAAUGGCUUUGGUGCCAAAUGCUUCAAUUGGGUGCUAAAAUGUGCAAUGUACAACAAUUCCCUGCGAUCUUGUCUACUUUUGGGCCUAUGAGCG
Cuscuta epithymum is the source of this 3227-nucleotide messenger RNA. The record is from the annotation of a GenBank genome assembly. Lineage: Eukaryota; Viridiplantae; Streptophyta; Magnoliopsida; Solanales; Convolvulaceae.